CCCAAGACGGCCCAAGAGGCGCCCAAGAUGGCCCAAGAGGGCCCCAUCCGUAGCCAUUUUGGCUCAAGGCUCCACCUUCCCAUUGUUGCCCAUGCCGCGAUGUUGUGCCCAUGGCACUGCCAACCAGCCAAUUUGGUCGAUGUGGCCGACCAAGCAACCUGCCAACUAUCCAGGCAGUUGCCGAGUGGUCAGGUCGGGCAGGACGCUAUCGGUAAGUUAGAAGCUUGCCUUAAAGAGUCGAUCAGUAAAGCUUUCAGUACGAAGCCAUCGGACGAAUUUCCUGACACAGCAGUGCAAGGGGCUCCAGACUUGGUGCAUGACCUGUAUGGUUGCCAGACUGGGGAGGAUUUUUGGGACUUGAGAGGCAGGUUUUCGGACAAGAACAAGUCGACGUUUAAGGGCAGCAGUGGUCGAAAUGGCGUCCAGUGUCAGUUCUCGCUGAGCGUUGGGGUCCUCAUGGAGCAGGAAGUUCCGAGUUCGGCAGAGCCUUGUCCAAGCGGGACGUCGCAGUCUGGCUUAGUGAAGACGGUUGCCGUCCAGUUCCACGACAUACACGUAGAGCGCGUUAGCCCUGUGAUGCAAAGGCGGGGCAGUGCGACCAGUGGGAUUAGCACGUGCCCUGAUUUGACUCACAAGAGUUUUGAUAAGGAGUUGCCCUUCGGUGCAAUCGAAGAUGAGGUGCUGGCCCAUUUUAUUCGAAACGCCAGGGCAGACUGCGUAGCAGUGCCGAAACACAAACUACUGACGUGUGACGCGUGCUCCUCCCAGCUUCAUUUAGAUUCGAUACGCGCCGUGGCGGACAUAAUCACAGAGGCCGUAGUCAAGGUGGUGCACAGAGUGCGGACGAGAAGUGGAUGGGGGUGCGACCUGUGGUGGAAGGAAGGUGAGGACCCGAUUCAGGACCCUGAGAACAGCUUGAGGACGUGGAACGACGCCCUCUUGGCGUGGUCGAAGCAGUUCGAGCACGUCAACAAAAGGUCCAGCGUGGAGGCGAGCCUCUGGCCACAUAGACCAGAGGAUGUUGAAGACCGCGAUCGGUUGGGAAGCCCAUGCGACAGGCUCUGGUCGGCUGUGCGGGACUCUGAUUAUGACAUGGUGAAAGACGUGUUGAGCGAUCCAUCGCAGGCGGCCUGGCUGUUGCAGAUCAGGCGGCGAUUCAAGGUGAAGUACAACCCGAAAAUUCUCAGCGGUCCGGUGCUCACUCUGGCCAUUAUGAACUAUGACUACGCCAGUGCAAAUGCCAAGAUCGAGGACGAGAAGGAUCUCAACAAGAGGAUCGUGCAUUUGCUACUGGAUCGCAAAGCCAACGUUGACGCAACAUACGACUUGUUUCCAGCAGGCGCCCAACAUGCGCAUGUAACAAGUCCUUUGUGUUUUAUAGCAAUGCGGAAAGCGUCGCUCGAUGUUUUCAGAGAUCACGGCGCUGACCUACUUCGCAGGUCGAAGGUGAAUUACCACGAGCACAGCGAUAUUUUGAGGGAGGCAGCUUGGGCAAAGAAUGAAGAGAUCGCGCAGUGCCUUUUGGGCUGGAUGGAGCAAGACGAGAAGCUGUCAUAUUUAGCAACAAGUGCUUCGAGAGGAUGGCAUUCCGACCACCCCCCGCUCUCCAGGGAGAGUUGCGCCCGUCGCACCACGGCGCUUGGGAGGGCGAUCGAUGUGAGGAUGAACUGCGUCGAGAGGCUGAUCUCCCACGCGCAAAAGUGGACGAGGGAGACCCUGGAGUUUGACAUCACGCAGAUUCUUCCAACCAUGCACCCUCGCAUAUUCACUCAGCUCUUGGACUGCAAGUUUGACCUGCGGUCGAAGCUGUGCUUCCUCAUGUGGAUCCCGGAGGCGACGGCACAGAAGAUGCAUCGCACGCUCUUGGAGCAGAUGUGGCAAACUCUUCAGAGACACGACAAGGUCAUGGCAAAUGGAGAAUUGUGUAAGGAAUGGACGGAAGAGAUCAAGCAGUUGUCUGGGGAACAGCACGUGCGAGCAAAGAGGUUGAUUGCCUUGCUGAUUCAUCACGCUCCAAAGGCAGCCACAAUACUUCUAGAUAGCUUCUUUCUGCAGGAGCCCACAGUGGAGAGGCCGAACAGAAAUCCCGUGGCAAUGCAGGCUGUAAUCGACAGGUACACAGAAAUGAACACAGUGUCGGCGCACGACGGCACAUGGACGUUCAACGGCAAGAAUAUGCAAGGGUGCCAGCCCUGGCAAUCUGCGUUGGUAUCCUGCUCCACUCUGUUCGAUGCGCUGGACUCGUGGGUUCUUGCGGUCCAGUCAACGACUUGUUGCCGGCGACUGCGCUUCCUAUGGUCUCGAGUUUCGAGGUGGCUAGUCUUACACGACAUGCACAGCGUUUUGCAUGUACUCCAGCUCUGUGCACAAUGCCGUGCAUCGUGCUGGGGAUUCCUCCGCGGUUAUUCCACCGCAUCCGACAUUAAGGUGUCUCGGUUCUGCCAGAUACGCGUAGUGCACUUCAAGGGGAUGCUGGACAUACGUAUGUUUCGUGCAAUGACCCAGAUGCCUGUUCAAGAGCAGGUUGACUUGUUGCAAGCGUGUACCACGCUACGCGCUGUUGUGUGCUACACGUACGGGAAGUGGACGUGGUUUAGCACUAUUUUAUUCUUGGAGAAUGUCGUGCAAAUGUUGACGCUCGUGCUGGUAUGUGUCAGGGACGCUGACUUGCACGAGCUGGCUGUGUAUUGGUUGCUCUUUAGUGCGCCAGCGAUUGCCCAGGUGAUAUUCGAUGUUGUGAUGUUUGUGUUAUUUGUAAUGUCAGCGCUGCGAAGCCUCAGCGACGAGCUGAGGAUCACGAAGUCCAUGUCGAGGAGGGCAUUCGUGGAUCCACUGCACCACGCGGCAGGUGUCUAUCUCAUCAGUUGCGGCUGUUGGGAGGAAAAAGAAGGCCCACGACCAGAGGCAUGGACUUGGUGUCUAGUCUUGGCCCUGCUAAUCAAGCUGUUCAGGAUCCUUGAUCAUUUGUCGAGAGAAAGCAAGAUGGGGGAACUGCUCAUUCCCAUGACCGACGCUUUCAUGGACCCAAAGAUGAUUAGCAUGCUCAUCUUACUCAUACUAUGCUGGAUAAUAUCCGUUGCAGUGCUUCAAGCAGUUCAAGGGCUGUUCGGGCAGGACACUUUGCCACAUACACUUCUGAAGACUUGGGUGAAUCUCAUCGUGGGGGAGCCUGUGAUGCUCGAUGUAGAACACUUCGAUUCGCCCUGGUAUGAUUCCGCCUUGAUAGUUGUAUUCCAUUUUGUUUUCAGUGUCGCAUUUCUUAACAUGUUGCUAGCCACGACCAUCGAUACCUACAACAAGAAGAGCGUCAGCUUAAAAGGCCGCCUCAUGCUGAGGAAGAAAAACGUUUACAUGCACUGGCUCACACAGCGGGAGUGCAUGCUCGAUUCUUACCGCUACCUGUUCGAUUCCACGCCGCACCGAGCGAAGUUCUGGGCGUUCGUCGCGGUGGUCACGACCGUGGCUAUCCUCCUUGUCGUGGAGGCGCUGUCCGUCUGGAUGAGCGCGAUGACGCCGGCUUGGCUGCCGGCGAUGAUCGUUACCACAGUUCUGCUUGGUUGCAGAGUGCGUUUCAUGCUGCAGAGCGCGCUGGUGCCGGAGGGCAGCAACAGUUCUGUCGACGGGGCCUGCGGCGGCGCCGGGAAGCAGUUCGAUGAGCCGCCGUUCCUCUGGGCGUGCACUCCGGAGAGGUUCGACAAGUCCUGGGUGGAGGAGAGCGACGACAACAACGCGGCAGGCACAAUGGAGAGCCGGAUGGGGACCUUGCAGCAAAGCAUGGACUUCCUGAAGGAGAGGGAGGGCACGAUGGAGAGCCGGAUGGAGUCUUUGCAUGAAGACAUUGUCUUCCUGAAGGAGCUCCUGCAACGGCGGCUGCCGCCAGAUCCACCUGACCUGACAUGAGUGGCUCUUGCCAUAGGCCUCCAUCCUCCCAGGGCUUCCCUCCUUACUCGUCUAUCCUCCUUCAUAGAAGAUACGGUGAUAAGUUGGCUCGGAAACCCAGGGGAUGCGUUUUUGUUUGAAUCGGCACAGCUGGCUCUCGCGCGCCAAAGGAUGGGCAGUUGCUAUGACGUUGCGAUGACAGGUUGGCCCUGUUACCCCCACAUGACCUGUCCGAAUCGUGUACUUACGUCUCACUGUCUCACUGCAUCCUAGUCGUCUGGCAAACGUUACGUGUCUGCGCCUGCACUGCGUUCAGCUCAAAUGUUUGGCAAGCUCACCUUGCCUGGGACUGUGAACUGUAGGCUCUGUCUCCUGUCCGCGCCGCCCCCGGAUCAAAAAGGUUGCUCCUAAUGUGGUUUCCUCGCUCUCGGCCCUCCUUUCCCCCUCCUCCAUUCCUGCCCCCGCGGCCUCUCGCGUUUAAUUUUGACGAGGGCCGGCAGAAGUCUCCACGGGCAUGCUCCCGCAGAAAGGCACUCGGGAUUACACGCACGCCCGAGCUGCUCAAGCAUGUCGUUUUCCCCGCCGCUGCGUUCGCAGAAAGGCACCCGGGGUUGCACGCACACCCGGGCUGCUGACGCAGUUUUUCUGUUUACUCGACGCUUCCGCGCGCCAUCCGCUGCAGGGCGGGGUGCGGCCGGGGACUUUUCCAGCGCCUUCUGCAUGCGACUUCCGCACGCAGUACCGCAUCGUUUCCUCUUGCUCCUCCCGCGGCGGUGCGCGCCGGCGCAGCCGACGGGCCGGCCCGGCGAUGCGUCGGCGACUACGAGGCGUAGCUCGCGACGCACACAUUCGAGAUCCGAUGUCAAAAA
This is a messenger RNA of Prorocentrum cordatum, 4748 nucleotides long. Lineage: Eukaryota; Dinophyceae; Prorocentrales; Prorocentraceae. The record is from the annotation of a GenBank genome assembly.